Messenger RNA from Cololabis saira (Pacific saury), 4961 nucleotides. RefSeq names its product sulfatase 1 (gene sulf1). Gene Ontology annotation, cellular component: plasma membrane; Golgi apparatus; endoplasmic reticulum. Bases 414 to 3827 code for a protein of 1137 amino acids. The record is from RefSeq and is a predicted model, not a curated record. Gene Ontology annotation, molecular function: calcium ion binding; N-acetylglucosamine-6-sulfatase activity; glycosaminoglycan binding. NCBI's taxonomy places the organism in Eukaryota, Metazoa, Chordata, Actinopteri, Beloniformes, Belonidae. The transcript has 19 exons.
CUUGACACAGCGUGGUGCUGACUUCUUCGGGACGUGUUUCAACAGAUGGUCGAGGUUAGAGAGUGUCAUCACAUCGGAGAGGGGAUUAGAGGAGAGAGGUUGUCUUCCAGGAGCUGUGUGGUCCCCCCUCCUCCUCCUCCUCCUCCUUUACUCUUGAAGCUAAAAUCCCAGCGCCAAGACACAAACCCCUCUAUGAGUAGAAGGAGAUCCGGUGAAGAACGUGAGGAUAAAACCCAGAGAGGAAUCCUAGCCUUGCCUCUCACUCAGCCAACACUGCUCUCCUGCCUUCCAGUCAACCAGGGCUGCGAGAGCGCCACGGGUGUGAGUGAGUGGCCUGGCUCGUCCUCUUCUCCCUUCCCAUCUCUUCAUAAUCCUCCCAUCAACCCCUCCUGCGGUCUGUAGCGUCGGAUAGCAUGUUGAUUCAGUGGCUGCCCUGCUUGGCCCUGCUGGGUCUGGACUGGUUUCCAGGCGGCCGGGCCUUCACCACCACCAGGGCCCAGGCCUACAGGGGUCGCAUCCAGAAGGACCGCAGAAACAUCCGACCCAACAUCAUCCUCAUCAUGACCGACGACCAGGAUGUGGAGCUGGGUUCUUUGCAGGUGAUGAAUAAAACUCGUAAGAUAAUGGAAGACGGUGGCAUGUCUUUCACCAAUGCCUUUGUCAGCACGCCUAUGUGCUGCCCGUCGCGAUCCUCCAUGCUGACGGGCAAGUACGUCCACAACCACAACACCUACACCAACAACGAGAACUGCUCCUCCCCGUCCUGGCAAGCUCAGCAUGAACCCCGCUCCUUUGCAGUCUACCUCAACAACACGGGCUACAGGACAGGAUUCUUUGGCAAGUACCUCAACGAGUACAAUGGCAGCUACAUCCCACCUGGGUGGCGCGAAUGGGUUGGAUUGAUCAAAAAUUCCCGCUUCUAUAAUUAUACCGUCUGUCGGAAUGGUUACAAGGAGAAACACGGUGCCGACUACGCCAAGGAUUAUUUCACUGAUCUGAUCACAAACGACAGCAUCAGCUUUUUCCACAUGUCCAAGAAAGUCUACCCUCACCGUCCUGUGAUGAUGGUCAUCAGCCACGCCGCUCCUCACGGCCCCGAAGACUCAGCCCCGCAGUACGCCGAACACUUUCCAAACGCUUCCCAGCACAUCACCCCCAGCUACAAUUACGCCCCGAACAUGGACAAACAUUGGAUCAUGCAGUACACAGGCCCCAUGAAACCAAUCCACAUGGAGUUCACCAACUUCCUGCAUCGGAAACGGCUGCAGACGCUUCAGUCUGUCGACGACUCUGUGCAGAAGAUAUACGACAUGCUAGAGGAAACUGGAGAGCUGGAGAACACUUACAUCAUCUAUACAGCUGACCACGGCUACCACAUCGGCCAGUUCGGGUUAGUCAAGGGGAAAUCAAUGCCAUAUGAUUUUGAUAUCCGAGUGCCAUUCUUCCUGAGAGGACCCAAUGUGGAGCCAGGGGCAGUAAACCCUCAUCUGGUGCUGAACAUUGACCUCGCUCCCACGAUUCUCCACAUUGCUGGACUGGACACCCCCCAAGACAUGGAUGGAAAAUCUAUCCUUAAGCUUCUGGAACAGGAUCGGACUGGCAAUAGAUUCAAACCCAACCGGAAACCCAAAGUCUGGAGAGACACAUUCCUUGUGGAGCGAGGAAAGAUCCUGAGAAAGAAAGAUGACUCCGUGAGCAAUCAACACACCAACAGCCUUCCCAAGUACAAGAAGGUCAGAGAAACCUGCCAGCAGGCUGAAUUCCAGACACCAUGCGAACAGCCUGGACAGAGGUGGCACUGUGUGGAGGAGAUUACUGGGAAGUGGAGGAUACAAAAGUGCAAAGGUGGUUCGAAAGAAGGCUCCAGGAAAAGGGCUCGCAGCCUGAAGCCCCGCAGCAGUUAUAACAACAGAGACAAGGCCUGUGACUGCGAGGACGCUCUGUACAAACCGUCUAAGGCAGAACGCCGCUCCCAACGGCAGUUCUCGUCCUCUGCAGGCCAACGUUAUCGUCCUCGUUUCGUCCAUACGCGGUCUGCCAGGUCUCUGUCCGUGGAGUUUGAGGGGCAGAUUUACGACGUGGACCUGCAAGCAGAUGACACCUCAGCCGUCCGCCGCCGCGUCAUCUCAAAGCGGCACUACAACCCAGAGGACCCAGACUUUGACGCGGGGUCUGACGACGGUUCGGAGGAAAUGCUGGCGGACGACACCAACGCAGUGGGUUACCCCAACUCUGUGAAAGUCACACACAAAUGUUACAUCUUGAUGAAUGACAGCGUUCACUGUGAGAGAGAAAUCUACCAGUCCUCCCGAGCCUGGAAAGAUCAUAAGAGCUACGUGGACCAGGAGAUUGAAGCUCUUCAAGACAAAAUCAAGAACCUCCGGGAAGUGCGGGGCCAUCUGAAGCGGACGCGGCCAGACGAGUGCGACUGUGGAAAAGGCUAUUACAACAAAGGACACAGAAACAAGGGAGAUAGAUUGAAGAGCAGGAGUGAUCAGCUCCAUCCAUUUAAGGAGGCCGCGCAGGAAAUGGACGGGAAGGCCCAGCUGUACAACGAGAUCCGCCGGAGGAAAAAGGAGAGGAAGGUGAAGAAGCGGCAGAGGAAAGGCGACGACUGCAGCCUGCCGGGCCUCACCUGCUUCACACACAACAAUGACCACUGGCAGACGGCUCCGUUCUGGACACUGGGUGGAUUCUGUGCGUGCACCAGCUCCAACAACAACACCUACUGGUGCCUGAGAACCAUCAACGAGACCCACAACACGCUCUUCUGCGAGUUUUCCACAGGCUUCCUGGAGUACUUUGACCUCAACAGUGACCCCUACCAGCUGACCAACGCGGUGUACGCCGUGGACCGGGACGUGCUGAACAGCCUGCACGCCCAGCUCAUGGAGAUGAGGAGUUGUCAGGGCUACAAGCAGUGUAACCCUCGCCCUAAAGGCUUGGAUGCAGCACACAGCCGGGAUGGGAAGGACGACAGGGUUAAGCUACCCAACUUGACAGACGAGGAGGUGAACUGGCAGGAACUGGAGGAUUUAUAUAGCAUAAACGAAAGCCUGUAUGAAUGUAGGCCUGACUACAGCCCCAGCCCGGACAACUGGGCCAACUUCCAGAAUGACGUAGAUAAAAUGUUUGCACUGCGACACGUUUUGAACAAAUUCAACCAAACCCGAAAGCUUGACGACUCCACCCUGCCAGAGCUGGGCUCUGGGGCCGGGGGUGGGAGCUCUGAAGAGGGCAGCGGAGGAGAGCCGGCCUCCGCCAGCGCCGCCUGGCUCGGCCCGGCAUCAGGGACUGGCUUCACCACCCCCGCCCCCAACAGGACGCCGUCAGCGCCGCCCGCACUGGAGAGGAAGCUGGAAACCUUUCUGAACGACCUCCCCGAGAGCCUGCGCAAGACUCUCGGAGGGUUUGACGUGUCGGCAGCGCUGGUGACAUCAGGCCAGAGCAGCGACGACCUCAUCAUCUGGACGGAUGGGUGGGUGCAGCAGCUGGAGGAGAUGGAGGGAGACGCGUUCAGCGGGAACGGGCCGACGGAGAUGGAGACGCGACACGACAGCCUCCUGCGUUCUCACGGCGGCCCGCGAGCCCAGCAGGAGCUCCCUCCAGGCCACCGGGGUCGGCUCGGCCUCGGCCUGGACCCGGAGGAAGAGGAGGACAUUUUCCAGGCUCAAGGCUAUCUCCCUUUCUUCCCACAGACUCCCAGGCCGACGGUGCGGGCCAGCGUCACCGGGCCCCCCGCAACCCCAGAACCCAGCAGGGAGUCCCCCCUGCCCGUCGGCCUGAGCUACGAGGGCAGCGGCUCUCUCUCUCAGCCCUCCCAGUAGACGCUCGGGGGGAGACGAGUGCUCAGGCCGGCCCACCGACCAGCCUCCGGUCGCCGUAGUGACGAGACACUGUGAUUAGAAGAAGAGAUUGCCAAGAGCAAUGGCGAGCAAUGCCACCUCAGUCAGUCAGAGUUGUAUAAUGAGUAUUAAAUUUAUUGUUUAUUUUUUUAUUGGUGCCUACAUUUAUUAGUAAACAGUAUUUUUUUUCUUUUUUCAAAUAUAUAUAUAUAAAUAUAUAAAUGUGUAUAUAUUUAGAAAAGAAAAAGCCUUAAAGCAGCUAAACUUGAGUUGGGAUUAAAGAUGAUUCCUCACAGAUGCAUUGAAUAAUGAUGUUUUUAAUAUAAUUUUUUUUUUUUUUAUGAAAACGGUGAGCGGUGAAACCAUCUCAGCAGCUGACUGGACGACCAGCGUUACUGAGGUUUUGUGUUACACAAACCUGACUAGAGACAGAAAGCUCCACGAGAAGGCCAAAUGCACUUUUGUUUUUUUUAAACUUUCCCACAUUAUGACCCUUUUUUUUUUUUUUCUUGCUCUGCAAAUGUGGUCCGUAUUACCUUCUUUUUUUCUCGAGACAAAACUUGGAUUGGACCCUGUGAAGUUUCCUUUCAGCAGUUUGUUUCAUCAUCCUGGCAAUAAUACGUUUAGACAAUCAUGGGAACAGUCAUUGAGGUUACACGUCAUACCUGAAUUACACAGCAGCAGCAAACCCUGCUCUAGUCUACAAAGUCAUUUUCUUGCUUUGCAAUUUCUUAAACUUGGAAAACUUGCUGCUCUCCAUCACAAUCCAAGGCCUUUAGUUUUGAAGUAAAUUUUCCUGACUGUAUAAGCAUUUUCUCAUGAUUAAUCACCAAUUAAUAAUGCAGUGUGUGAUUAUUGGUUUUGAUCAUUCAGAGUAACGGAGCUCAUGGCCAAUGCAUUUGUCACAUAAUCAGUUUUAUCUGACAGGAUAAUUAAAUAAAUCUAAAGUAUUUCAAGUCUGCUGAAAAAUGUCUGUCAGCAUCUUCUAGUUUUAAACUGGUCCCACAAAAACUCUUUAUUCAUCCCUGAACGUGUGUGUCAACGUGUUACAACUCUGGUUUCAGAGAGAUCCAUGUCGCUGUUAAGAUAAAUAAACCUUUUCCACCCUGAGUUUUG